This is a messenger RNA of Pogona vitticeps (central bearded dragon), 3028 nucleotides long. The record is from RefSeq and is a predicted model, not a curated record. NCBI's taxonomy places the organism in Eukaryota, Metazoa, Chordata, Lepidosauria, Squamata, Agamidae.
CGGCCCGUCGGCGUCCCCGUCCCGGUCCCCACCUGGCGGCGGCGGCGGCGGGGCCAUGGCGCUGCUGCGGGCCCGCGCGCUGUACGACUUCAAGUCGGAGAACCCGGGCGAGAUCUCUCUGCGGGAGCACGAGGUGCUGAGCCUCUGCAGCGACCAGGAGAUCGAGGGCUGGUUCGAAGGGGUGAACAGCCGGGGCGACCGAGGCCUCUUCCCGGCCUCCUACGCCAACGUGCCGCCAGCCGGCUUUGAGCCCUUAGCAGCGCCGGCGACCGCCUUCAACCCUCCUGCCGUCCAGCACCAGCUUCCUCCGCCGGCGGCCGAGCCAUUCCAGCUACCGCCACCGGCGGCCUCGUCGGGCUUCUCCUCCUUCCAAGCGGUGCCUUCCUACGGUGGAUCCUCUUACCAGACCAGCCAAGGCAGCGACGACGAUUGGGACGAUGACUGGGACGACAGCUCCACCGUGGCCGACGAGCCGGGAGUCCUGGGCGGCUCCUACCCGGACUACGAGAAUGCCGGUCUGGGAAGCGGAGGCCCCGGCGGUUCUUCCAGCAGGUACCGCCUUUCCACCCGGUCCGAUCUGUCGAUUAGCUCCCGGAGUAGCCAUCCCGGCAGCCACCUCCACCACCCGGGCAGUGGCACUGGCGGGCCCAAGAGCUCGGCCACAGUGAGUCGCAACUUGAACCGGUUCUCCACUUUUGUGAAAUCGGGAGGCGAAGCCUUUGUGUUGGGUGAAGCGUCGGGUUUCGUGAAGGACGGGGACAAACUCUGCGUGGUGUUGGGUCCCUAUGGGCCUGAGUGGCAGGAGAAUCCUUACCCUUUCCAGUGCUCCAUUGAAGACCCCACCAAGCAGACCAAAUUCAAAGGCAUGAAAAGUUACAUUGCCUACAAGCUGGUGCCCAGCCACACUGGACAGCAAGUGCACCGGCGCUACAAGCACUUUGACUGGCUUUAUGGGCGCCUUGUGGAGAAAUUUCCGGUCAUCUCAGUGCCCCAUUUGCCAGAGAAACAGGCCACCGGACGCUUUGAGGAGGACUUUAUCUCCAAGCGCCGUAAAGGCUUGGCAUGGUGGAUGGAUCAUAUGUGUAGUCAUCCAGUGCUGGCCCAGUGUGAUGCCUUCCAGCAUUUCCUCACCUGUCCUAGCACUGAUGAGAAAGCCUGGAAGCAAGGCAAGCGUAAAGCUGAGAAGGACGAGAUGGUGGGUGCUAACUUUUUCUUGACCAUUAGUGUGCCUACUGGUGGUCCUGCUGCUCUGGACCUGCAGGAGGUAGAAAGUAAGGUUGAUGGUUUCAAGAGCUUCACCAAGAAGAUGGAUGAGAGCACCAUUCAGCUGAACCAGACAGUCAGUGAGUUUGCUCGCAAGCAGGUCACUGGCUUCAAGAAGGAAUACCAGAAAGUUGGCCAUUCCUUCAAGGGCCUCAGCCAAGCCUUUGAGAUGGACCAGCAGGCUUUUUCAGUUGGCCUCAAUCAAGCAAUUGCCUUCACUGGGGAAGCUUAUGAUGCUAUUGGUGAACUUUUUGCAGAGCAACCAAGACAGGACCUGGACCCAGUGAUGGAUUUGUUAGCUCUGUAUCAAGGACAUCUGGCCAAUUUCCCAGAUAUAAUCCAUGUCCAGAAAGGAGCCCUUACCAAAGUGAAGGAAAGUAAGCGGCAUGUAGAAGAAGGGAAAAUGGAGGUUCAGAAGGCUGAUGGCAUUCAGGAUCGUUGUAACAUUAUUUCUUUUGCCACCCUGGCAGAAAUUCAUCAUUUCCACAAAAUUCGAGUCAGGGACUUCAAAUCACAGAUGCAGCAUUUCUUGCAACAGCAAAUACUUUUUUUCCAAAAAGUGACACAAAAGUUAGAAGAAGCUCUUCACAAGUACGACAAUGUUUAAUAUUGCUUAAUUCUUGAACUUCAAAUGGUGAAUAUUUCUUGGCUUGCAAAUGGAGUAAGUAACAGAAAAGAAACACCACCCUCAAAUACUGUUGGAACUUCUUGGGGUGCUUUACAAGGAUGAUUUUAUAAUUUGUUCUGGAUUGCAACACAACCUAAGCAUUGCAUAAGAAGGAAAUAAUUAUAUCUGUUUAGCAGAGCCUCUACUAUACAUUGUAACUAAGUUAUACUCCAAAUGCCUACACUACCAUUGUAAUGUUUUUGAAAUAAUGAUUAUACUAUUUGCCUUACUGCUUUUUUGAAAUAUGGUGUUAUAGUGCAUAUGCUGUAGACCUCAAAACCUUCUGGGUCUUUAAGGGAGCUGGCUAGGGAAAAGCCUGCUUCAGAUGCCUUCUAAAAAUUCACUUCGGUUUGAAUUUUCUAAAUUCAACCAGUUCUCUGUUUACAAAUUUCUAUUAGAGCAGCUGUACUAUUUUGUGCCUUUAGACUUACAAUUUUCAUUAUUAUUUUUUCUAGUGAACCACAUUUUUACGACUGAUUGAAUGAAGGAUUGGCACUCUUAAUAGGGCCUGAUUUCAAACCUCAUAGUGACUGAACAUAUAACUUGCACACUAGAUAUUAAGAUAAAUGUUGACUGAAAAAAGCCCUCCAGAUUUAAAACCAUUUUAGACUUUGUACUGAUUAUAGAUACUAUUUAUUAUUUGUACCAGGACUUUAAACACAGAUACAAUACAGUACUGCUGUGUUUCCUUUCUUAACAUGGCACCAUAAAACCUUUCAGUGUAACCCGUCUUUGAAUAGAAACUUGGACCACUUACCUAAUAAAAGAAUACUGAAGAAUAUUAGUGAGCUAAAAGUAGAGGACCAAUGACUCAUGUAUGUGCAUUGUCUGUAUUGUUUGCAAGUCUCUUGUGGUUGCUGAUUUAUUUUACUCUAAGCAUGGCCCUGCCUUGCCACUUGAUUUAAAACUUUUGCAAAUCUCAACUUCUCAGUACCAAUCAGUGAAAUUGUAGACUGGACAGGAGGAAAAUGUUAACACCUAAUGUAAUACUGAUGGGCUGAAAUCGUUCAUAUGUACUAUGUUCCAGAUGGAGUUUAUUAUUUACACCCUUAUUCAUUUAUUUGUUUAUUUAAAUAUUUUUAAAACAAUGUAAAUGAG